Messenger RNA from Colletes gigas, 1284 nucleotides. RefSeq names its product protein Rae1 (gene Rae1). The record is from RefSeq and is a predicted model, not a curated record. Gene Ontology annotation, cellular component: nuclear pore. The coding region runs from base 171 to 1238 and encodes 355 amino acids. The transcript has 6 exons. Gene Ontology annotation, biological process: transcription-dependent tethering of RNA polymerase II gene DNA at nuclear periphery; RNA export from nucleus. Lineage: Eukaryota; Metazoa; Arthropoda; Insecta; Hymenoptera; Colletidae. Gene Ontology annotation, molecular function: ubiquitin binding; RNA binding.
UUUACGCAGCACUCAAGAACUCAGUACGAAUACAUUGUAUUUCUUGACACCCAAGUGUUUGGAGCACGUGAGAGUGUUAAAUGUUUUCAUAAACGCAUUUUGUGCUUUAUUUGUAUUGAUACACGUGACAUUGUAUCGAGUGAACAUCACUGGAACGACAGUAAUCGAACAUGUUUAAUCAAAGUGGCGGACUAAGAACCGGCACAUCGUGCACAUCAAAUCCGAUGCAAGAUUUUGAGGUUGUAUCUCCACCGGACGAUUCUACUUCCAGUCUUGCGUUCAGUCCAGCCUCUGUUCCACAAAAUUUUCUCGUUGCUGGCUCGUGGGAUUGCAAUGUCCGUUGCUGGGAAGUCGAGCAAUCGGGCAAAACGGUUCCCAAAUCGAUGCAAGUAAUGGGAGCACCUGUUCUCGAUGUUUGUUGGAGCGACGAUGGAACUAAAGUAUUCAUAGCAUCUUGCGACAAAACAGUUAAAUGUUGGGAUUUAGCCUCGAAUCAAAGUAUACAGGUUGCAGCGCACGACGCGCCAGUCAGAACUUGUCACUGGAUCAAAGCGAGCACAUAUUCGUGCCUCAUGACAGGUUCUUGGGACAAAACGUUAAGAUUUUGGGAUUUGCGAAGCCCCAAGCCGGCAAUGACGCUAAAUUUGAUCGAAAGAUGUUACUGCGCAGACGUUGAUUAUCCGAUGGCAGUGGUUGGCACCGCUGGACGUGGAGUAAUUGUGUAUCAAUUGGAGGGUAGUCCCCGAGAGUACAAAACGGUGGAACUGAAUCUAAAAUAUCAGUAUCGUUGCGUUGCGAUCUUCAGAGACAAGAAAAAAGUUCCCGCUGGUUUUGCAAUUGGUAGUACCGAGGGUCGUGUGGCGAUACACUACUUGAAUUUAAGCGCAAAAGAGAAUUUCACUUUCAAAUGCCAUAGAGUAAACGGAACACCUAACGGGUACCAAGAUAUUUAUCCAGUGAAUGAUGUCGCGUUUCACCCGGUUCAUGGCACUGUUGCAACCGUUGGUAGCGAUGGUACUUUCGGAUUUUGGGACAAGGAUUCGAGGACUAAAUUAAAAUCUUCCGAUCCUAUGGAGCAGCCUAUUGCACGAUGCUGUUUCAAUCACAAUGGACAAAUAUUUGCAUACGCGGUAUCUUACGAUUGGUCAAAGGGUCACGAGUAUUAUAAUCCAGCGAAGAAAAACUCCAUAUUUCUUAGACCGUGCUUCGAAGAACUAAAACCUAAGGUUACACCAUAAAACUGUCGACGCGUUUUUUUUUUUCUUCUCCUAAUCUACCUAAGAA